AUGCCUUACCUACGCGUCGGCUAUGUCAACAGCCGUGGCCUAAAUGAGGAGAAUUGGCAAGAGCUGCGACGAUGGGUCGAGCGGGACGUCUUCGACCUAGCGACGGUGGCGGCGACGGUGAGGCCGGUAGAGCGGACGGGAUCGCGGUACAAGGGAGGGAUGUGUGUGUUAGCGUCCGCCGCGGUGGCGUCUCGUAUCGAGGAGGUGGUGACGGUGGAGGAGACGGCUAUCACGAUCCGAAUCGAUAGCUGGCAGAUCUCGGGCGUCUACCUCCCGCCUACCCUGCCACCCGACCAAGUCUAUACCGCCCUUGCUGGCCUCGCCGCCUCCGAUGUCGUCCUCGGCGACUUCAACAUCCACUUCAGCCUGCGAUACUAG
Molecule: messenger RNA, 378 nt
Organism: Neohortaea acidophila
Lineage: Eukaryota; Fungi; Ascomycota; Dothideomycetes; Mycosphaerellales; Teratosphaeriaceae
Exons: 2
Coding region: 1-378 (125 amino acids)
Source: RefSeq, a predicted model, not a curated record